UUCUGCUCUUCGACCAUGCCUGAGCCAGCGAAGUCCGCUCCUGCCCCGAAGAAGGGCUCCAAGAAGGCGGUGACCAAGGCGCAGAAGAAGGACGGCAAGAAGCGCAAGCGCAGCCGCAAGGAGAGCUACUCGGUCUACGUGUACAAGGUGCUCAAGCAGGUGCACCCCGACACCGGCAUCUCAUCCAAGGCCAUGGGCAUCAUGAACUCGUUUGUGAACGACAUCUUCGAGCGCAUCGCGGGCGAGGCCUCGCGCCUGGCGCACUACAACAAGCGCUCGACCAUCACGUCCCGGGAGAUCCAGACGGCCGUGCGCCUGCUGCUGCCCGGGGAACUGGCCAAGCACGCCGUGUCGGAGGGCACCAAGGCGGUCACCAAGUACACCAGCGCCAAGUAAAUGCCAUGUAAGCGUCUUUGCACCUAACCCCAAAGGCUCUUUUAAGAGCCACCUACAUUUUCAAUAUCAGAACUGCAAAUGCGUCUUCUGAUCUUUGUUAGGCUAAGUCUAAAAAAGUGCCAGAAGUUUUCCAUUACACGGUAGUUAGAAUGGUGUUUGUCUCCUAACUCAGAACUAGGGUUUUGCAGGGGAGCUUCACAAUCAUCUUGAGUUAAAAUUUGCUUUGAUGUGGCGUUUUGAAGAAAACGGUGGUGGUUACGUUACCUGGACUAGAGAUUUUCCUUAUUAAAAAAUUUCUUCCCAACUUCUGAUCCUCAUCAGCCCACCUGGGUCGGGAAGACACCGAGAGCACCUGGUAGCUGGUGUCUACAGGGGCUGGGAAAGGACUUCCCUUGUGAAUAGAGGCAGGGAACGCCAGGGUCACAAAAGGUCUGGCGACCAGUUUAGAACAACUAACAUUCACUGCUUGAAUCGAUAAUUUCAUUUGAAAAACAUGCGGAGGUUUAUAGAACUUUGACGGGAAAUUCUGUUCAGAGUAGCCACUGGCACGGCAAGAGAGGAAGUUCGGGGGGUGGGGUGGGGUGGUGAUGAACCAGGCCAGGGUCUGAGCAGUUUUAAUAAACAGCCCAGGGCCAAAGGAAAGGAGGUUGUGACCUGGCCAGGUGUGUAGUUCAGAAGCGGGGUGGGUUUUCCCUAUUCUUAGUCGGGUAUACUGAGUGAACAUAAUGUAAUGAGUUGUCUGCUCUUUUGGAAGUGUGUUAGGGAUUAACAGGGUAGAUAUGUUCACUGUUUAUCCAGGUCUUAUUCUAUCAGCGAUUUAUGGGUUACAUUUAAUCUUGAUUUUUAAAAAAAAAUAUUUAUUUUUUAGUUACAGGUGGGCAACACAAUCUUUAGUGCUGAGGAUUGAACCCAGUACCUCACACGUGCUAGGUGAGCCCUUUACCUCUGAGCCAUAACCCCAGCCCUCAAAUAAUUUUUAACUGAGUUUUUAAUCAACAUUCCAAGCACUGUUCUGUAUAUGUGCCUGUGAUGUAUUAUCAUCUGAUGUGGAGGUAUUAACUUACAUUUUCAAAUGUGGAAAGUCACCUACAAAGACUUGGAAGAAAUGUCUUUUUUGAAGAGCAAGGGCAUAAGCAAGGGAAGGGCAGAGUGCCUCAUAAGUGAGGAGAGGUGUGAGUGUAAUUUGAGCUUUCUGUAGACUGGUUUCCCUGCCAGGACAUCUUUGGAUAGCAAGAGCUGUUUGACCCCUAGGCGGAUGGGAGAAAACUACCAGGGUAAUGGCACUGCCUGGUUAGAUUUCAAGGGGAAGAAUGGGAUACUAAAGGAAAUGCUUGCAUUACAUUAGCUUACUUUUCUCCAGUGAGUAAUGCAGGCCCUAGCUAUGUAGGAUUUUGGUAGUUUGACUAAAAUACACCAAUGGUGGUGAUGAAUUCCACCUACAAGGUAUAUUUUGCUAUUUUUUUAGAUUUUUGUUUUUGGCCUAGAACUGUAUAACUGGUGUGCCGCUGUCAUUAAUAACAGGCUUAUAACCAUUUUUGCAAAAGCUGUAUCUUGGCUUUACAAAGUUUACUUUCAGACUUUUUUGCUCCUGUUCCAGAAUUCUGAAAGUGCAUUUUAUUUUAAUAGAAAACAUGAAUGGAAGUUUAGCCAUAACUUUCACCAGUACCUCUUUUCUCAUUAUUUUCACCUGGAUCUCCUUUUGUUUCUCUGUCUAGUUCAGAAUAAAACAGCUAGAAAGAAUCACAAAGUUAAGGUCAAUGUUCUCUCACAAUUAACAAAGCUGAUGCACAGGGCUUAAAUAAUUUGCUCAAAUUACGAGAGGUAGAACAAGGAUCUGGUAUGCCCUUGUUUCCCCCUAUUGUACCACUCAUGUACGUCAAUCUUUUCCUCUUUGGACAAGUAUUAUUAACUUGAUUUCAUUUAGAACAAAAAUAAGACUGCUUGUAUCUUUAUAAUCUCUUAAAUUAUCAAAAAAUUAACUGUGCUUACUAUCUCCUAAAAUUAUUUUGUCAUGAGUAAGUAGUUCAUGCUUUAGAACAGUUGUGAUUGAGCCAUAGCAAUUCGGUCUGGAAAUUGGUAUAGUGUCCUGAAUUACACCAACAGUUACAGCUCCAGGUUCUGCCAGACUGGGAAACCAGGAGAAGCUUACAAUGGAGAUAUGGAGGUUUAUUUAACUCUGGUUAAUAACUUGGCAAUCACAUAUUUAGUCUAUAAUAAUGCAUAUAUGGGUCUAGAGGUUGAAGAAUCAAAAGACCAAGAAAAUGGCAUGGCUUUAUUCAUUGAAUAGCAGGGAAAACCUUAGGUAUUAUUUACUGAGUACUUAAAACAGGACAAAUUCCACAGCUCUGUGCCCAUAAGUAGUGUAAUAUGUCACAGUGCUUUCUUUAUCACCUUAGGUCUGAGUAGAACUGGAAGACUUCAUUUUCAGGAAUAAUUAGUGGAGGAAAAAGAAAUUCAAUCUUCAUUUUAUUGUUCCAGUUUCUCUCCUGAACUAGGACUUUUUUUUUUUAAAGUCUCUGAACUAUUCAUAUAUUUGUGUCUGAAAGCUUAAAGCCAAUUUGUUACUCUAAUAGGCACUGUUAUAGAAAUGUAAUGUAAUACACACAAUUUUUAUUUUUCUAGCACCCAUAUUUUUAAAUAAGUAAAAAAAAUAAAAUUUUAAUGUUCUGUUUGACCCAGCAUGUUAUUUCAGCAUAUACAGAAUUUAUUAAAUGGAUCUUUCUUGUACUCAU
Molecule: messenger RNA, 3128 nt
Organism: Marmota monax (woodchuck)
Lineage: Eukaryota; Metazoa; Chordata; Mammalia; Rodentia; Sciuridae
Product: histone H2B type 1-K
Exons: 1
Coding region: 16-396 (126 amino acids)
Cellular component (GO): nucleosome
Molecular function (GO): DNA binding; structural constituent of chromatin; protein heterodimerization activity
Source: RefSeq, a predicted model, not a curated record